AUGGUGCCAUCAUGGCCGAGUGGCUACAUAGCUCUUGAUUGGGUGGAAGGGAUCGAGGCUCGCUAUCAGUACAAUUCACUCGAUGAAUUCUCCGUUCUUCAAGUUCUCAAAUACAUUGCUCUGAUGAAUGCAAAGACUUUUGAUCAAAAGCAGCUCGAAGACGUUUUCCCGUUGAACAUCCGAGAAUCAAUGGAUGGGAAAUUCAUCAACAGCAAGAACAACGCUGAACGCCUUGAUAAAUAUUUGGAGCGUUGCCCAGAGCGAAAAGAUCAAAUCGAAAUCUUCAAAAACUUUUCGAAAAUCUAUGAUGAGCCGGAGAAAGUGCAAAGGCUGAGAGCAGCUUUGGCUUACAACAAGAAAGCGUUGACACACGGCGAUUUGACUCAACAAAACGUUUUCUGGCGGAGGGAUUCGAGUGGGAAUUUGGGAUUGGUCGCAAUUCAUGAUUGGCAAGCCACGCAUUUCGGCAAUCCACUCGCCGAUCUCGCUCGCUUUCUUGGCAUCGCUUUGUCGCCAAAUGAACUCAAAGACAAUAUAAAUCACUACUUGGAAUUCUAUUUUAAAGAAUUCACCUCAAAUCUUCCUGAAGAGAUCAAAAAUCCGUGGCAAGACUUGGAAGAUUUUAUCUCAUGUUUCGAGCAAAUGUUUUGCCUUGUCACCACCUCUUUAAUCUCAAUUCUCAUCUCGUUUGGGCCAUUGGUGACAAGAACAGCUGAAGAAACAGAAAAGCCCGCUCGCGAGAAAGAAUUCAACGAGAAAGUCGACUCGAUCGCUGAUUAUUUACAGAAAUGUAUCGAGAAAUGGUUUCACUCAAAUAAA
Molecule: messenger RNA, 819 nt
Organism: Mesorhabditis belari
Lineage: Eukaryota; Metazoa; Nematoda; Chromadorea; Rhabditida; Rhabditidae
Source: the annotation of a GenBank genome assembly